This is a messenger RNA of Blastomyces dermatitidis ER-3, 364 nucleotides long. RefSeq lists its product as uncharacterized. Bases 90 to 245 code for a protein of 51 amino acids. The transcript has a single exon. The record is from RefSeq and is a predicted model, not a curated record. Lineage: Eukaryota; Fungi; Ascomycota; Eurotiomycetes; Onygenales; Ajellomycetaceae.
CCAUCAGAACCAAGCUUUUUGCAACCCUCCUCCAGCUUUUCUAAAGGGCUUCUGGGGGCUCCAAGUUCCGGGGGCGCUUCACAAAAACAAUGAUGAACCCAACCCAACUCUGGCUGCCUGGAGGGAUUGCUGGCUUGCUGACCCUCUCCAUGGUCGUCGUCUGGACGGACUGUUUGCAGCGACUGGGCGGCGUCAAAGCCUGGGCGGGUUCCGAGAGACAAUCACAAUUCCGCAUUCAAGAAUAGUUAGUUAGACCUAAUACUAAAUAAUACUGCGUAAUACUAAUAAGAAACAGCAAAAAGGGGACGACGGGGCUUGAAGACUUCCGACGCCCGUGCUUGCCAUAACGCAGCGUACGUUUGUC